This is a messenger RNA of Cicer arietinum (chickpea), 3173 nucleotides long. Its product is annotated as U-box domain-containing protein 5. The record is from RefSeq and is a predicted model, not a curated record. Lineage: Eukaryota; Viridiplantae; Streptophyta; Magnoliopsida; Fabales; Fabaceae. Gene Ontology annotation, biological process: protein ubiquitination. Gene Ontology annotation, molecular function: ubiquitin-protein transferase activity.
GACAGUCCUCACAGACUGGUGAGACUAUCACGACGACAAGUAUCUUGCUUAUCGAGUGGCGUUUGUCUCCAUCAUCAUCCUCCACUGGUCAAAUAUCACAAUUUCCCACCACUUUCUCCUUUAUCAUCACCAUUCCUUAUUUUGCUUCCUCACUACCAUUUUUUAAUCAUUUCUAUCUUCUUACUCUUACACCACUCUUUCUAUGUUCCACCCACUUUCCCUCAAACUCAUUUUUGCACUUUGCUUAGUAUAGUAUGGUUGAUUUUGUCGUCAUGCCUCGUGCUUUAAUUACGAUAAAGGUUUAACUUUUGCCUUUUACUCUUGGUGGGGUUAUCGCAAAUUAAAUGUUCUCAAAAGUGGAGUUUUAGAAAUAAUGACCUCGUCCACUCCAAUUAACAACCCUUUCGUUUUUUUAUUUUUUUAUUUUAUAAUUUGAAAUAUAUAAGUACUUUUUAUUGAUGAUGGGUUGUGAAGUAUAUGAUGAUUUGCUCUUAAUUUAUUUGGUUAUGUUGGAAUUUUCCCUUUAAGCACUGCUUCUUUCUCCUUGUCAUCUUCAUCGUUAUACCAGAAAAGUACACUCCCUUGAAUGGGAACUGAUGGUUGUGAAGUGGUAGAGACAUUACCAGAUCCUCGCUCUUUUAAGGUACAUCGUAGAAUAUGCACAGAACUCAGGAAAUUAGUCAAUAGAGUGUUAAGGAUAUUUCCGCAGAUUGAGGCAGCACGCCCUCGGUCCUCAUCAGGAAUACCAGCUCUGUGUUUGCUAAUCAGUACAGUUGAUAAAGCCAAACAACUUCUGCAACAUUGCUCUGACUCUAGUAGUCUCUACCUGGCAAUAACAGGGGAGUCAAUACUCUCAAAAUGCCAAAAGACAAGAAAGUCAUUAGAGAAAAGCUUAGUCCAGAUUCAGCAUAUAGUUCCUGUUAUGUUGGCUGCAGAGAUUUCUCGAAUGAUCGAUGAUCUUAGGUGUGUGACCUUUGUCCUGGAUUCUGCUGAAGAAGAGGCUGGGAAGGUUAUGAGAGAAUUGCUCCAGCAAGGUCCUUCAACCUCAGAUAACGAUUCAAAGGAAAGCUCAGACAUUAAAUCUCUUCAGUUUGCAGCGGCAAGACUUCAUAUUACAUCCGCAACAACCAUCAUAGCAGAGAGAAGAUCUAUUAGGAAGUUAUUACAAAAAGUUGGACCAAAAGACGAAACGAAAAAGGUGAUCUUGAAAAAUCUGUUGUAUCUUCUGGUAAAGUAUGGAAAAUCAAUCAUAGGAGAACAGGUGGAGGUCUAUACUCAUUGUGAAGAACCAGUGGCAACUGAGAACUCUGGUCAUGAUUCUUUAUGUAUCCAUCAUGUGAAGUCAGACACAUACGUGAACCACGAUCAGUACGAAACUCGUGCCAGCGAGUUAGGUAGAGUUGCACCACCUGAGGAAUAUACAUGCCCGAUAUCUUUAAGGUUGAUGUAUGAUCCUGUCGUCAUUGCUUCGGGAGAAACAUAUGAAAGGAUGUGGAUACAGAAAUGGUUCAACGAGGGUAAUGUUACAUGCCCGAAAACAAAAAAGAAACUGUCCCAUAUGGCGUCGACUCCUAACAUUGCUCUAAAGGAAUUAAUCUCAAAGUGGUGCAAAAAUAAUGGAGUCUCCAUUACUGACCCGAGUAGACAAGCCGAAGACAUUCACUCAUGGGAAGCUUCUAUCACUUCCAUUAGGAGUUUUGGAAGUUCCAUGAAUGGUCUGAACCUGCCAAUGGAUUUUAGUAACAUGUCACUUGGAUCGAUAGAUACAAGUUAUAAUUCAGAUUCCUCACAUGUUAAGGCCGGUCAUGGCUUGAAUUCGAUGUUGGUCAAGACUAGAGACGGUUCUCACAGGCGUCAAUCUCAUUCACAGAUUCAUGACACAUAUUUGAUGUCCUUAUCUAAACUUCAUGAGCAUCAAUGGGAUUCGCAAUGCCAAGUCAUUGAAGAUAUGAAAAUAGAUUUCACAAGCAAUGACCAAGUUUUUAUCUCUGUGUCGUUAGAGAAUUUCAUUGAUCCACUUGUGAGAUUUCUGAGCAUUGCAUAUGAUAAGCAUGACACAAAAGCUCUGAGAGGUGGAUGUAAGUUACUGUUGGAAUUUACAAAGUACUGUAGAAAUGGUCUGACAAACUUAAGCGAAGAUACAUGCAGUUUGUUGGCAAGUCUCCUUGAGUCAGAAGUGAUUGGAGAAGCUCUUACCAUACUGGAAGAAUUGUCGAACAAUUGGUCUAAUAAAGCUAACGCCACAGCUUCCAGUGCACUAACAGCUGUUUCAAAGAUCCUUGAUUCUGGUAACAAAGAGUAUCAACAGAAAGCUAUUAGAAUAAUGUGCAAUUUUUCAUCCAAUACUGAAAUUUGUUCCUACAUGGUGUCUCUGGGGUGCAUCCCAAAAUUAGUACCAUUUUUCGAAGACAAGUUCCUUUGGAGACACUGUAUAAGGAUAUUGAAAAACCUUUAUGAUACUAAAGACGGUAGGAUGUGUGUUGUUGAAACAAAGGGAUGCAUGUCUUGUGUUGUUGAAAUACUUGGGUCCGGCAGUGACGAAGAAAAGGAACCAGCACUGGCGAUCGUACUAUCUUUGUGUUCGCAACGGUUGGAAUACUGUGAGAUGGUUAUGGACGAGGGUAUUAUACCAUAUCUUGUCAAUAUCUCCAAUAUGGGAAACGAUAGCACAAAGGCGUAUGCGUUGGAACUGCUUCGACUUUUGAGGGACGUAGCCAGCGAAGGUUGCUUUGAGCCGAAUCUCAACAACUCACAAGAUUCUAACGAUCACUUUGAAGAAAAUAAAUUGUCCAAGAAGUCCACAAUUUUGAAGAAGCUAUCGUGGUUCUCAAAAUCAAGUUCUGUUUCGUCCAAAAACAAGAGAUGAAACUCAGUUCCCUUUAUUACAUGGACAAGUUAUUCUUUAGUCUAAUCUUUCACCAUUUAUUAUUGGAUCUAAAUAUUCUUUCACAAUGUGUAACUAAAGUAAUAUGAUUGUAAUUUUAUAUAAUGUAUAGUUUCUUUGACAUGGCAAGUAAAGAGGUAGUUGGGAAGUUCUUUUUUUUGACUUGGUGAGUGAUAAUGGAUUGUAAUUGUAGAAAUAGCCUCUUAGGUUAGGCACUGAAUUGCUAUUCUCAUUGUUAUUGUAUAUAUAAUUAUAUAUUGAUUGAAUAGUCUAAUACUCUUUUCCAAAA